Molecule: messenger RNA, 1161 nt
Organism: Strigops habroptila (Kakapo)
Lineage: Eukaryota; Metazoa; Chordata; Aves; Psittaciformes; Psittacidae
Gene: CIMAP2
Product: lymphocyte expansion molecule
Exons: 10
Coding region: 1-1107 (368 amino acids)
Source: RefSeq, a predicted model, not a curated record
AUGGGGCCACAAGCACUCCUCGGGAGCAUGGGCAGCCAGGGGAAAUCAUCAGCCAGAGCAGAGCAGGGCCCCCGGCUCAGUCAGCUGCCCCAUUUCCAGUUCAAGGAGAUAAUGAAGAGGCGCAAACGCCAGGAUAGGCUGGGCCCAGGCACGUACAACAUCAAGGACUUCCUGCAGGAGACACGUCCCACCAGCAUCCGGGGGAUCUGCGAUACGAGGGAUGAGCGGUUCAGGGAUGCUCACAGGGACUGCUUCCCUGGCCCCGGCACAUAUGGGAACCCCUAUAUCCCGCUUGACGAGAGGGACAAGCGCUCUGCCAGCACAAAGGGGAUGAUGGACAGCAGGACAGCCAAGUGUGCGCCGAUGGAAGCUGUGGGCAGUGGCCUGGGACCUGGCACCUACAGCCUGCGGAGCAGCAUCGGCCGGGGGCUGCAGCGGGCGGGCGGCCCCAGACCCUGCCAGCGUGUCUCAGGAGGGAGGCCGAAGCCCACCGGUGGUGGCUAUCAACACUUGGAGCAGAAGAAAGGCACUGAGGUGAUCACUGUCACUGUCAAGAGUUUCCUGGAUGAGCUGAUGUCAAAUGAGAACAAGAAGAAAGGCUGCUUCAGCACCCUGCCCAGGGACCCGGGCUGCCCCAUGGAGAGGAUCUUCUGGUUCACACUCAGCCAGUGCCCGAGGAAGGUAAAUGUGAUGGGACCAGGCUCCUACAACCCAAAGCCCAUUGAGAAAUCAGCAUACUACAGCCAGGCCCCAUCCUGGUCAACUGCCAAGAGAUUCGACAGAAAUUUCUACCACCUCUUUACUGGGAAUGAGCAGCAUCAGCAGCAUGUUACAGAGCCAGUGCAGAACCCUGUAGGUGUUGGUCGCUAUGACACCUCCAAGCAUGAAAAAUACCCUCAGAAGAUGAGAUACCAGUCCCUGUACCAGUGUGAUGCCCAGCGGUACCUGAGCAACCUGAAGCGGGAUGCCUACUUGCUUGAGCGGCUCAAGCCUGUUGCUAAAACCAACUGGUGUGAUUUGAUUUCUGCUCCUCGUUGUCCAGAUACCUCUGAAGAAAUCACUUUUCCAAAAGUAAGAUGGUGCUGGAAAGCCCAAAUCAGUGAGUAAACAGCUGACAUGGCAGCAGAGGAGACAGGGUAGACAAAAACGCUUACAGCAUGU